Messenger RNA from Penicillium pulvis, 339 nucleotides. RefSeq names its product LYR motif-containing protein. The record is from RefSeq and is a predicted model, not a curated record. The coding region runs from base 1 to 339 and encodes 112 amino acids. The transcript has 5 exons. Gene Ontology annotation, cellular component: mitochondrion; L-cysteine desulfurase complex. Lineage: Eukaryota; Fungi; Ascomycota; Eurotiomycetes; Eurotiales; Aspergillaceae. Gene Ontology annotation, biological process: iron-sulfur cluster assembly.
AUGUCUGUCGCCAGCUUGCAUCGUGAAACCGGCUUCCAGGUGCGGUCUCUGUUCCGCUCUCUGAUGCGCCAAUCUACUCAGUUCUCGAACUACAACUUCCGCGAAUACGCCCGCCGGAAGACGCGCGAUUCGUUCCGCGAGCAUCAAAACGAGUCGGAGGACCGCCGGAUACAGGAGCUGAUUCAGAGUGGUCUGCAGGAACUGCGUUUGCUGAAGAGGCAAACAACUAUCAGCCAGUUCUAUCAGAUGGAUAAGUUGGUCGUGGAGGGCCAGAAGACAGGCAAGGAGACAGGUGAUCAUGGAAGCAUUGUCCGUCAAAAGGAGCCUGGCUGGAAUUAA